AUGUCAAUUCUAGCCUUAUGUACGAGCGAUACUAGCCUUGACAUUCCAAAGUGUGUCAUGAUGGCUGUUGUUCAUGAUCUCGCCGAAGCUGUUGAGGGGAUGAGGAGUAUGCUUUCCGAUAUGCUGCAUGAUGGCCCUGGGGCAAUACGAAUCAAGGAGCUGUGGGAGGAAUACGAAACACAGACUACGCCCGAAUCAAGAUUCGUAAAAGAUUUAGACCGUCUGGAAAUGGCGCUUCAAGCCUCCGAGUACGAAAGAUGUUUUCCCGACGAACCCAAGAAACUUCAGGCCUUCUUUGAUAGCAGCGUUCCCAACAUCAAGCACCCAGAGGUUUCGCAAUGGGGGCAGGAUCUAGAAAACGAACGGGCUCAAGGUAGUAGAGCAGUUUGA
Molecule: messenger RNA, 390 nt
Organism: Rhizoctonia solani
Lineage: Eukaryota; Fungi; Basidiomycota; Agaricomycetes; Cantharellales; Ceratobasidiaceae
Product: HD domain-containing protein
Exons: 6
Coding region: 1-390 (129 amino acids)
Cellular component (GO): cytoplasm
Molecular function (GO): 5'-deoxynucleotidase activity
Source: RefSeq, a predicted model, not a curated record